Molecule: messenger RNA, 2528 nt
Organism: Rhineura floridana
Lineage: Eukaryota; Metazoa; Chordata; Lepidosauria; Squamata; Rhineuridae
Exons: 2
Coding region: 1049-2167 (372 amino acids)
Source: RefSeq, a predicted model, not a curated record
AUCUGCGACUUGUCCUCGCUUACCGUGGCUCCGUUGACGUGUUGAGUGACCGUUCUCAGUACUCUCCCUUCUAAGACCGGGUUCCCACUCCCACCCUACCCACCCUGUUUUCGUUUUAUUACCUUUUGUUGCUUUUCCAGAUUCCCUUUCAUCAGUUGGGUGGUGGGCGUCCGCCCACGCGCACAGCGGAUUUUUGCCGGCAGCGUUUUAUUUUUUUUUACUGCGUCCCUGCAGUCUUCCAAGCCUUUGCUUCUCCCCGCCGCUCAGCUGGGCUUCGGGGGUCUGCUCAGGUGCUCAGCUGCGGCUUGCCGGCUCGUCUGCUGUUCAUUUCCUUACUGUGCCCCGUUUGCGGUUUAAAGCCCUUGCCUUUUUGUUGUGCAUUUGAAGAUUUCUUUUGAGGGUUGGAGUUAGUGGGUUCCCUGUUCCUUUGUUAAUUUUGGAAAUUAUUGUUGUUAAUUGUUCUCUUUCAUUUGGUAUCGUUAAUCAGCCGCUACUUAAACCACCCCCCCUAUUUUUCCUUAGGCGUAAUUUAAGUUGGUUAUUUGAUUCGGUUUUGUCUGUUUAAAUCACCCCCCCCACUAAUACUUUCAACCUUCCCACCCACCCCUCCUUUAUUGCAUAAUUAUAGUUUGCUAGUGUUUCAGUGUUAGCUGUUUGUUAUUUAUUUCAUUCAUACCUAGAUUUUUACGUGGAAUAAGUUUAGUUUUUGCUUACUGUGCUUUAAUUGUUAAGGUGUUAUAUUGAUUAUAUAAGUAAAAUACGGUUGGUUACUUUUAAAUUUAAUUGAUUAGAUAUAACAUCAACCCCCCCAACCCUUCCCAUUUUCUUACCCCCCCUUUUUAUAUAUAUAAAAAAAUAAACAAUAAAAAUAAAAAUAAAUAAAAUUAAAAAUAACGAUCUGAAUAUAGUUAGUACUGCUCAUAGUUCAUAGUUGUUAUAUUCUGGGUGAUUAUUAUUACUGGAGAAUUUAUAGUAGUUGCUUAUUCAAAUUGAGAUUGAUUCUGACUUCAUUUGCUAACUGUUUAUUGGUGUUUAUAUUUAUCUGAACAUGCCGCCCAAGAAGGUCCAGCAGAAAAAAGGGGUUCGGGCGGUGAAGCAAGCUGCCAAGCGCCCUCCAUUGCAGCACAUUUCAUCUUCUGAUGAAGAGGAAGAUAUGGGGACUAUCCGUGCUUUGGUGGCCAGAGUUGAGGCGUUGGAAAAAGAACGCAGGCAGCCAUUGGAUGUAGAGGCGGGCUCUAGUUCGGCCCCUGCAGGUAAGAAAUCUGCUCGUUUGGCGGCCAGAGUCCCUAAAUCUAGUAUUCUUGCUGAUUUGGUUUCCAGGAUUGGAGUUUUAGAAGCUGCUGCACCCUUUGAGGAGCCGGUAGUUGCUGCGCCUCCAGCUGGUUUGCCUGUGGUUACAGCUUCCAUUUCUUCUCCCGUGGGUCCAGUCUUACCUGCAGUUGGCUCCCUUCAAGCACAACUGCCGUCUCAGCCACCAGCGACCAUGGCUAUGCCUGCUGGAGCUUCGGGAUUAGUGGCACCCCCAGUGGUUGCCUCUCCAGCUGCGUAUGCGGGUGUAUUGAGCCUCCCAGUUCCAGUGCGGAUCGUCUUGUGUGGCCACUCAAUCUUGUUUUGGGCGCACCGGCGUGCCUCCUCAUCGAUACCUGGAACACAGCUGCAGCUUUCGGCCGUAGCUAUAAUUCGAUGGGAAGCCUGUAGGGGCAUGCUAUGGGAUGCGCUGUUGCUUUCAGUUUGCCGGAUUAUGUCUUCGGCGGAUCGGCCUCAUGUCUUGUUGAUUCAUUUGGGGGGAAAUGACUUGGUGCAGCGUCCAGGGAUGGACCUGCUUCUCAAGAUCAUUUGUGAUCUCACGUGGCUUAGUCGUUCAUUUCCCAACCUCUUACUGGUGUGGUCGGAUAUGCUAGUUAGGAGAGUGUGGAGGGGCGCGUUUCAUCCUAACAGGAUCGACAGAUCCAGGAAAUGGGUGAAUAGGAAAGUCAGGGCGCUGGUCUUAUCUCUUGGAGGGGCAUAUAUUCCUCAUGAUAGGAUCAGGUUCCAUACCCCGCAAUUGUUUCGGGAUGAUGGGGUUCAUCUUUCAGAGCAGGGGUGUGGGGGUUUUUUUAGAGGAUUUGAUGUUGGGAUUAAGGGGUUUGUUAAUUUCUUUGGGUUGAGUGGACCAAGCUUUAGCUGAUCCCCUCUUGUGGCAUAGAAUUCGGGCAGGUGAGGUAUUUGGGGGUUAAAUUGAGGUGAUUACGGCAGUCUGGAAAAGGGACACACCCUAAGGAACCAUCAGGGCUUCAGGUCUGGUGGGGAUCUGGGUAGUGUCCUUGUGGGACCGGCUUGCGCAUCAUGGUGAACGCCUAUACGGCGGGGCCAUGGUGUGGAGGUUGGAACCACAUAACUGGCUCUAAGAGCAAGGAGGGAGGAAUUCACCCACGUCCUUGACUCUGGAGUUACAGAUUGAGGAGAAUUGUUGCCUUUAGAUGGCGAGGGUGUAAUCCCUCAUAGUUAGGCUUAGCCUCACCUGCCCGAAGUAUUUUGAGAUGAAUAAU